This is a messenger RNA of Vombatus ursinus (common wombat), 768 nucleotides long. Its product is annotated as homeobox protein Hox-A13-like. Gene Ontology annotation, molecular function: DNA-binding transcription factor activity, RNA polymerase II-specific; RNA polymerase II cis-regulatory region sequence-specific DNA binding. Bases 109 to 768 code for a protein of 219 amino acids. NCBI's taxonomy places the organism in Eukaryota, Metazoa, Chordata, Mammalia, Diprotodontia, Vombatidae. Gene Ontology annotation, biological process: regulation of transcription by RNA polymerase II. The transcript has 2 exons. The record is from RefSeq and is a predicted model, not a curated record.
GCUGAGCCGGUCAAGCAGUGCAGCCCCUGCUCGGCCGCGGCUCAGAGCUCGUCGGGCGCCGCCCUACCCUACGGCUACUUCGGCAGCGGUUACUACCCUUGCGCCCGCAUGGGCCACCACCCCAACGCGCUCAAGUCGUGCGCCGCCGCCGCCGCCGCCGCGCAGCCCGCCUCGGCCGCCGCCGCCGCCGCCGCCGCCGCCGCCUUCGCGGACAAGUACAUGGACACAGCGGCCGGCCCCGCGGCGGCGGCGGCCGAGGAGUUCAGCUCCCGCGCCAAGGAGUUCGCCUUCUACCACCAGGGCUACGCAGCUGGGCCCUACCACCAUCACCAGCCCGUGCCCGGCUACCUGGAUAUGCCCGUGGUGCCGGGCCUCGGGGGCCCCGGGGAGCCGCGCCACGAGCCGCUGGGGCUGCCCAUGGAGAGCUACCAGCCCUGGGCUUUGCCCAACGGCUGGAAUGGUCAGGUGUACUGCCCCAAAGAGCAAGGCCAGCCUCCCCAUCUCUGGAAGUCCACUCUGCCCGAUGUUGUCUCACAUCCUUCGGAUGCUAACUCCUACCGAAGGGGAAGGAAGAAACGGGUGCCUUACACCAAGGUCCAAUUAAAAGAACUCGAAAGGGAAUAUGCUACAAAUAAGUUCAUUACUAAGGACAAACGGAGGAGGAUAUCGGCCACGACGAAUCUAUCCGAGCGACAGGUCACCAUCUGGUUCCAAAACAGGAGGGUCAAAGAGAAAAAAGUCAUCAACAAACUCAAGACGACAAGUUAA